UUAUUGGACAGAGACAAAAGUAGGUCUGACCGCAUUGUGCGCCUAAAGAACUCAUUAGCACAGGACAUUGUCUACUCCGUAUCUAACGGAGCAAUUAAGACGCCUAAAAGUGUACUUUUUCCAUCUGUGGUAAAAGCCUUGUGUAAUAAUACAGAAGUUGUUAAACUUAUUAAUAGAUGUGGCCAUGGAAUCGGUUAUAAUCUUGUUGAGGAAAUCGAGACGGAAUUUGCGCUUAAAGCAAUUAACGAACAAACGUUAAAUCGUGUUCUUAUCCCAGAUGAAUGCAAACAGUUCAACAACCUACCCGUCGCACUCAUGGUAGCGGACAACAUUGAUAACUUGGAAUGUACGAUGAGUGGAGCCGGCACCUCCCACCGGGUGAAUUCCAUUCUUGUUAUGAAACGACAGCCUCAAGAGACAUUUGAGGAGAAUCUAGAGGGCGACGGUGAACAAUACCACCCCCCGGUGAAACGGAAAUGCAAACGAUCUUUAUCAGCAGAUGUAAUUACCAGAGAGAUUUCGGAUUACUAUGGAGGUAGGCGGGUCGGUCCAGGAGUCCUGUCACACAUACAACACCUCGGUAUUACCUCAUCCUACGAGAAAAUGUCAAGGAAACUGCACAUUCACUAUCUCGUGUGGAUCGAACUGAGGAAGCUGAACACUCAUCCGUUGCUGCUUGUUCCCAGCUGGACCGGAUCCUUCAUAAAGAUUCGCGACAAAGUCGCUGUCAUUCAAAGCACAAUCGGAUACCUCGACACACUGGACUCGCCAGCCACAGAUCUUAAGACGGCAUAUGAGGUACUCUGCCGCGGACGUGAAAUAAAAAACAAGCUUCAGCUGAAUGCAGUAGCUUGCGUAUUUGAUCAGGCGUUCUAUGCGAAAUCUAUGGAAGUGCUUUGGAAGCAGAAAGAGCAAUUUGAAGGUUUAGUUGUAAUGAUGGAUGGGUUUCAUCUGUUGGUGACACUACUGGCAAUCAUCGGCAACCGUUUUGGCGACGCUGGCCUCAGAGAUGUAGCUGUGCACAGUGAGGUGAUAGCUGAAGGCUCAAUUGACAGCGUUCUGAACGGCAAGCAUUAUAACAGAGGCGUUAGACUACACAAGAUUAUGUAUGAGGCGAUGACCAAGCUACUUUUAGACAACUUUGAAGAUUGCUUGCAUGAGGAUUCGUUGGAAUUGCUAAGUGACCAUAAAACGCAGUUGGAUCAGCUCAAGCUCAAUCUUUGUCAAGACGAAAUCGAGCAGGUCCUGGAGAGCGAGCUGCUACGUCAAUGGGAGAACCGUUUCCAGGAACACGUAGCUGACAUAAGGCAGAAUGGCAGUGAUCUUGCAAAAUUUUGGAUCACGUAUUUGCAACUCUGUGAACUCCUACUUGAUCUGAUGAACGCAACGAGAACGGGCAACUGGGAACUGUAUCUCUCUUGUAUCGAAGCAGUUAUACCAUGGACAUUUGCCUACGACCGGCAAAACUAUGCGCGCUAUCGAUCUAAUUCCAUACCUGAAUGA
Molecule: messenger RNA, 1503 nt
Organism: Paramuricea clavata
Lineage: Eukaryota; Metazoa; Cnidaria; Anthozoa; Malacalcyonacea; Plexauridae
Source: the annotation of a GenBank genome assembly